Colletotrichum higginsianum IMI 349063 is the source of this 1599-nucleotide messenger RNA. Its product is annotated as Acetyltransferase. Gene Ontology annotation, molecular function: acyltransferase activity, transferring groups other than amino-acyl groups. NCBI's taxonomy places the organism in Eukaryota, Fungi, Ascomycota, Sordariomycetes, Glomerellales, Glomerellaceae. The coding region runs from base 1 to 1599 and encodes 532 amino acids. The record is from RefSeq and is a predicted model, not a curated record. The transcript has 3 exons.
AUGAGACACUCCCCGGAAAUGCAAAUCGACAGCCAUGCUACAUCCAGAAAUGGCCCGAAUUCUACGCAAAGCCUCCCAGCUAUGCUGUUGUGGGACCGGCAAGACUGUAUUCCUCUGAGAAAGGUUCUUUUAGAAGACGACAUGAUUGUCCUUCUCACGCCCGUCGUUGUACCCCACAGCAGACUCGGGGACAACGGCAAGGAUCCUUUCGAACCAUUGGGCCGUGCCAUUGCUUCGCGACAUUCGUUAGUCCGACACGUACCGUACACGAAACGAGGGGGCAUCACCAAUGUCCACUUUGAGUUCAUUAAGAGGGCCAAGGCCAUCGUCUUUGUCAUAUCAGGCCCUCCCCUCGACGAUGAUGUCUCGCAAAUCGACCUGGCCGAUACUGCGCGAACAAUGGCAGACGAGCGCCCUCAGAUCAUAGUGGCAUGUUGCAAUCUGCAAGCUCACGACUUCCACACUGACCAUUUCGCAACGAUGGUUCAAAUCGCAGGGUAUUCGCCACCGGAGCUCGAGACCGCCGCGUCAAUAAUCUUUGGGGACAUCCGACCACCCAUGGGAAACGCAAUCCCUUUGCAAAACCUCAUCAUCGCGCCGCAGACAUGGCCAGUCGAAGCUUGCGGUAUAGAUAUGGCACCCAUCCACCAACUUUGGACAGAAUGCCUCCCGCCCAAAUAUCACCUCUCGCAGCACGAGCUUGUCCUGCUCCUCCAGCGAGAUGGCUUCUCCAGGCACUACGUUGUGCGUGAACCGGAGACCAAGCAGAUCAUCGGCUUUUGCGCUACAUAUACGACAUACCCCGACGGAGGUCAAGAUAAUCUGCUCGGAUCACUAGCCGUUCUGAUUGUCAAAAACUCGUGUCGAGGGCAAGGGGUAGGGUUGAGUCUCCAUGACCAUGCGCUCAAACAGCUGCAAAGGACUCGGGGAGUCAAUCGACUACAACUUGGCUCAACCUUUCCGCGCCUUUUUUACGGUGUGCCGUCCGAUUUCUUCUCGAUAGAAUGGUUCUCGCGUCGGGGCUGGCAGAUGAAUGGUGUCCACUCUGGCCAAGGUAUAGGGGUCUCGGAUUGGCUCCUAAAGUUUGACGACAUGCUGGCGAAAAACUACUCGUCAGCUGGACUGACGUUCCGGCGUUGUGGUAUGGCCGAGUACUACCCGGUCCUGGAUAUCGUGAGCCGAGACGCCGCCCGCAAGGACAAUUUCGGCUGGUACGACCAGUACUUUAUCUUGGAUGGCACGCCACACAUCGAAGAUAUCCUCCUUGGCCUGGAGGGCGACACUAUUGUAGCCAUCGCUCUGACAUACACUCCUAAGUCGGGUAGUCCAGUCAGCGGUGACCUCCCGUGGGCCAAGAGCAUUGGGGCCAACGUUGGGGGCGUUACAUGCAUUUGCAUCAUAGAUGACCAUCCCGAGAUGGUGAAUAGCCGAGACUCGGUCAUGACCAGGUUGCUCGAUACGUGCGUGAAGCUGCUGGCCGAGCAAGGCAUGCGACAAAUGUUCAUCGACGGCGCCAAGGGAGGCGACGCUGGGUUUCAGUCCCUAGGAUUCCGGGAAUGGGCGAAAUACAAGGACGUAUGGCGAAAGGUUGGAGCAUAG